AAGAAAACGUCAAAAUGGUGGUGUCGCCUGUAUUGGUCGAUGUCGUUAAACAAACUGAAAAUAGAAAAAAAUAUGAAAGAGAGCUGUUUCUUACCAAAUAAAUAGUUAAAAAGUGAAAGAAACUAAAACAGUUUUCGUUUGGGUGCCUUUUGGUGUAAUUUACUGUGGUUUGUGAGUACAUUGUUGUACUUUUGUACAAUGGCCAAUUUGGAAGAUGAAAUUCGGGAUCUCCGGGAGAAAAACAGUGAGUUGGCCCAGGAGGUGCAGUUCUGGAAAGUAACCGCGGGACAAAAGGAGAAAGAGAAACUCGACCUCAUGAAAGAAGUUAACGACUUAAGACUGAAAUUAAGUAGACUACGCAGCGGCAGCGCGGCGCAGGCCCGCAAGCUAGACGCGGCGCUCCAAUCCACAACCGAAGAGGCUUUAUCCCACCUUGUGCAGGCUUCAGGGGCUGUAGCACGGACCAUAGAGCUGGCGAAGCAGUAUAUGCAAGAUAGGCAGGAGCUAGAAGUGUCUUCUCCCCGAUGGAGUAAUCUUGGAGGCACACCAAAUAAUGAUAAGGUACACAGAGUGCCUCCGCUGUUGCUGGGUGGCCAGUCCAUACAGCCGGUUGUAACUCUGAGCAGGACUCUAGUUCACAGAUCAGUAACCAGAAGUCCGAACCAGAGUUCUGGCGUUACACACAGAGCUCUGCCCAUGCACAUGUUACAGGAUGUGUACAUUCCGCUAACGAGGAUAGACGCGGCUGACUUGCCAGCCGGCAACUUGAAUGCGGAGGAAGAGAGGGACACCAGUACUGACAACCUGGAGCUUGAAGUUAGUAAUGAACAAAUGGCUGAGGACUCUCAAAACUUGGCGUCAAUCGACGAUCUGGAGGAAUCACGCGGGUUAGAAGCUGUUGCGGAGGAGGACGUUGAACCUGAAGAUGAACCACAAACACCACCAAGAAUAACCAGCCGUAACGAGAAUCCGUUGGAAGGACCAAGUUGGUUAUUAGAUGUGUCGGAACCACAACCCGUGGCGCGUGGUCGCGGCGCCCUGGAGCCCGACUCCACGACGCCAGGCGAGCCCCCAGCCUCUGCCCGCAACAGCAACGACCCUGAGAAUGAGAACGCCCCGCUGUCGUCCCUGGCAUUCACCCCGACGGUGCGGCGUCGCAAGCGCACCUGCUCGCCACGAGCGUCGCACGAGACCAGGCUGGACCGGCGACAUAGCAAUGCUGGACGAGUCCUAAAAGUGAUGGUAGCGAAAAUGCAGCUAUCGGACGAGGACAUCGGCGCCUCUGGAGACUCCUCCCCGCCGAAGCGCCAGGCCCUCGUGCCAUCCCCGCGGCGCAGCACCCUGGACAUGUCUCGCGAGCCUUCGCCCCUCAACAAGGAGCCCGACCGGCCGCCGCGGUUUGACGCCCCCAGUCCCAACGGCGCUACAGAUGCCUGUGUUAUUGUUUCGGAAGCCCAAGACCAAUCCCAGGUUUUGGAGACCAGCCGCGCCAGUCGCGCCAGCACGUCGCGCCACACGGCACGACUGGACGCGACCAGUCGCAGCCACAGCCGCGAGCGCAGCGACAGCGACAGCAGCGCCGGCGACGCGGACACGCGCACGCGGCGGGCCAGGAACCCCGUCAGCUACAAGGAGAAGCCUCUUAACAGAAAACUACGAAGGUGAUCGUCGCUAAUGUCUAUGUUAAAAUGUUUUACUUAUGUAAAGCGUAACACAGUUAGAAAGCAGGACAGAGAUAUAGUAUAUCGCCUAGUGCGAAAGAGACGAGAGAUAUGUCAUUCUAAACACGUUACGUUUUUAGGCCUUGUAUAGUUACUACUACUCUGGGCGCCAUCCCACUCGCGUUAGAUAGAGUAUUGCGGGGCGGAAGGCAAGAGGGAAACCACUGCCCUAUUUCCCUAAAAAGCAUGGAGAAUGCUACACCGACAAGAGCGAGGCUCUCAAAUUAGUGAUGAUAGUUAUUGCCCUCCAACCCACAGUGGAGCAGCCUGGUGGAGUAUGCUCCAUACCCCCUCUUGAGAGUGGGGGGACGUGUGUCCAGCAGUCUUCUUCUUCUAUCGUGUGGGUUGUGAGGUGGAGUACCAACCUCAUCAACCCUGGUGUCAGGGUUACUAUUAAGCCGCCAAAGGCCCCUGACAUGGCUCAGCAGUGGUCAACAGUGGGACCUAUGUAGGCUGUUUAUGUUAUGUAUUUUAUAGUUAUUGCACUUUGCAAGUUUUGAAGACUUAUUUUAUUGAUGAUUCUCUUACUAUAGACAUAGGCCGACAGUUUAGCUCAUGCUCACGCCCGUAUCCCUAAUGGGGUGGCCAGAGUCACAAUAAGCAGAAAACAACUUGAAGCUUUUACUAAGUCCUUAGGAAUGUGAUGAACGAUAUGGUAUGGUUGCCCAGCUAUGUUGAUUAUUUAGAAGUGCCGUGGUGCCCCAGUUGGAAGAACGUUUGAUUCUCACUGUGAGAUCGUAGGUUCAAAUCUCAGCACGGAAUGACUUUCGAUUAUUUUUCGAAUUCAUUUUUGAGUCUUAUAUGAUCAUCACGUGCUAAGCGGCGAAGGAAAACAUUAUGAGGAAUCCACAUUCCCGAGAAAUACGUUUCGGAGGUAUAUGACCUAACCUGUAUUGGGUUGGAUUUCCCUUCGCGGGUUGGAAGGGCAGCCAGGCAAACCGGACCUGUCAAAUCUUCAGGUUAGAUAAGCGGACCUUGUGAAAAAAAAACGGGAUAACAAUAGAAUAGAAAUUGUAACGCUAGGGAGAUCGUAUUGAUAAUUUAAAAUAGGUAGUUAACUGACAGCCAUAUCUAUAACGUUGUUCUAACAGGAAGGUCGGUGAAGCGUCCGUACUUAGUUCAUCAUGCGAUGGAUGUGCCUCUGACUACCCCAAUUGGGAUAUAGUCGUGAGCUUACGUUGUAUUUUUUUUAUUUAAAAUAGUUACUGAACCUGAUGCCUUAAUUAGAUAAAGUAGCGUCUCUAGGUUGCCUACCGCAGGUAAUGGGACCUUGUCUGUCUGAUAUAAUGUCAUGUUGUUGGAUAGACAGUGGCGCUGAUUCCAGUACGGUCACGAGCAUUAAUAUGUAGUAUACACUUUGGUACCAUGUCACAUUAACUUUUUUAACAAAUUUAACUGUAAGUCUCACUAAAUGUCAAAUAUGUUAGUGCGAUAGAGUCCUAAAGUGGGUACAUUAUAUUGCUCAUGACUGUACACACCAUCAAAUUUUAUUCUAAGUUAUACCUGUCAGUUUCUUAUCCGCCGAAAAGGAAAGGGACGGGUAACGGUGGGUAUAAAUUUUAUGGAACACACGUCAAAUUUAAAACCUCCCUAAAUUGUAUAUUGGCCAAUAGACAUAAUUAAGUUGACAGCACACGUCAAAAGGGUUGCCUAUUUAUUCAUAUAAAAAUUAACAGUGGUCAAUCAUCCGUCGUUGAGGAGCUCGGUGGCGCAACGGUAAACGCGCUUAGUCUGCGAUUGUUGAAGUAAAACAACUUUCGCAGAGGCCAGUCAUAGGAUGGGUGACCACAAAAAAAAAGUUCAUCUCGAGCUCCUCCGUGCUUCGGAAGGCACGUUAAGCCGUUGGUCCCGGCUGCAUUAGCAGUCGUUAAUAACCACCAAUCCGCACUGGGCCCGCGUGGUGGUUUAAGGCCCGAAGGCCCGUGCCCCAGCAGUGGGGACGUUAAUGGGCUGAUGAUGAUGAUGAUGAAUCAUCCAUCCCUUUCCUUUUCGGCGGAUAAGAAAAUGACGUAUAACUUAAAAUAAAAUUAAGAGGUGUCUGCAGGAAUGUAAUGUAGGAUUUAUUUAUAGGAAUUGGAAGAUUCCCUCUUACAAGACUAACGCUAUUGCUUCAUUUACCUGAUUGAUAAUGUUAAGAACAAAAAUAAUGUCAAUGUAUGUAAACGAACUAUUUGCUCAUACUUGUAUGGCGCGCGUUUCGCACUCACUUGGCCUUUCAACCUCUUUCUUCUAUUCCGUGACUGAAUUACCAUUUACUAGGUGAGUGUAGGCCACAUCUUCACUUAACAUCAGGAGAGAUUGUGGUCAAACGCAAGCAAAAAAGUAAAUAAAUAUAAAAAAGAAACCCAAGUGCUGUGACGUACACGCAUCAGCUUAUGCUGCUAGUGUACUUAAUAAAUAAUAAUAAAUAUUUCGAUUAGUGAUGUUCCGAAUAUCCGUAUCCGUAUCCGCGGAUAUCCGAGAUAAAAGAAAAAUCCGUAUCCAUAUCCGUGUCCGUUACUUUUCACGUGGAUCUUUUUCAGGUGAUUAAGUAGAAUUAUUAAAUAAAAAACUAUAAAAUUCCAUUCAGAUUGUUUUUAUUUCUUAAAAUCAAAUAUUUGGCACCUUAAUAUUGCAAACAUUUAGAUAGAUAGAUCUUUAUAAUGAAAGCAAGAUAAAAUAUGACUUUUAUAACAAUGAAAUAACUAAAACUUUAAUCUUUUUCUUUUAAGAAAAUAAAGAUCCGUAUCCGCGGAUCUUUACACUAAAUAUCCGUAUUCAGAUCCGUAUCCGCGGAUAUACAUUUUUAACGAUCCGGCACAUCACUAAUUUCGAUAUAAAGCGACCUCCUUAUGAACUUUUAACCUCUCGCGUUGCUUUGUCAAAGCUUUUUUUUAUUGAAAUUUGUAUGGAAUUUGUGUGGGUGUUUCGAAAAGGUUGAACUACCUUUUAAGUAGUCAGUGUUGUGGCGUUCCCGGGUAUGCUGAAAGCGUUCAAGCGUUUUGGGAACGUACCCAGCAGUAAAAUGGCGCGAAACAUAUGUAAAAAGAGCUUUAUUACCUAACCUUUAGGCAGAUACGAUUAAGAAAGGUGAUGACGAUGAAUGAUGAAAUCUAAGCCCCCACCCUCGGAGAAGACUCCUACUCCGAACCCCAAACGAAUUAACUCAAAAAGUUAAACUUUCGAGUUAUGAAGCGGCUUGUUGGCAUGAAGCGAAAAUGGAUAGGUACACGUUUAUUGAAUAUCCUGAUAAAAUAACACUAUCGCGAAUGUUUUCCGACUAACUUAAUGCGAUCAUUAACCACAAAACACCACUUUGUUUUAAUUAUUUAGAUUAUUCAACGAAUAAAGCAACCGUCCCGUUUUCGUUCCCGCCAAAACCUAUCUAUUUUCGCUUCGUGCCAAUAAGCCGCUUCAUAACUCGAAAAUUUAUGCGGACUUUUGAGUUACUUCGUUUGGGGUUCGGAGUAGAAGUCUGCUCCGAGGGUGGGGGCUUGGGUUUCAUCAUUCAUCGUCAUCACCUUUCAUCAUUUCAUUAAUCAUCUAUUAGAAAAAAAAUACGUAAGACAUGGCUGUAUGGGCAUAGUUCCCUUUGCCCUACGGGGAAAACUAAAACAAAAAAAGAAACAUUGUUUUGUUUUAAGACUUUGUGCUGCAGGUAAUAGCGUUUGUCUUCUCGAAAUAGAGAACCUCAAAUUUAGACUGAAUUUAACAUGUAUUGUUGAUAUAUUUUCGUUUAUGAAACGACUGAUGUACUGUGUAUUAUAUUGUAUUGUCGCUUGUCACGAUUCUUAUGUGAUCUAAUAAUGUGUAUUAAAGUUAUAAUUCAGAAGUUAA
Pectinophora gossypiella (pink bollworm) is the source of this 5537-nucleotide messenger RNA. RefSeq lists its product as uncharacterized. The transcript is spliced from 13 exons. Bases 199 to 1665 code for a protein of 488 amino acids. Gene Ontology annotation, biological process: meiotic chromosome segregation. The record is from RefSeq and is a predicted model, not a curated record. Gene Ontology annotation, cellular component: nucleus; chromosome, centromeric region. Lineage: Eukaryota; Metazoa; Arthropoda; Insecta; Lepidoptera; Gelechiidae.